Messenger RNA from Cephus cinctus (wheat stem sawfly), 1037 nucleotides. RefSeq lists its product as uncharacterized. Lineage: Eukaryota; Metazoa; Arthropoda; Insecta; Hymenoptera; Cephidae. Bases 237 to 962 code for a protein of 241 amino acids. The record is from RefSeq and is a predicted model, not a curated record. The transcript is spliced from 4 exons.
CUUCGGCUGACGUCAUCCUGACCAAAAACAGGCUCAUUGGCAAUCUCCCUACUCAUCUCUGGCACUACUAUGUGAGAUAUUGAUAGAUUGAAUCUAUUUAAUUGUUACAGACUGUGUAAAAUUACCGUGUUAAUGAAUGAAUGGAAUAAAAAUUAAUUUUUUAAAAAGUGUAUAUUAUAUACUCUUCUUUUAAAUUAUACUUUUAUAGUCAAAUAUUGAAGUAAUAAUCAGGAGAAAUGACUGCACAAUAUAAUAACCCGAUUCCAGUGCAAGAGAGUGUAGAGUUCACGUUAGAAGAUGCAUACGAUAUGAUUAAUGAUAUCAAAAAGGAACGUGAACAAGAAAUUGAAGGAUUAUUAGAUGCAGUAUCAAAUAAUGAGGUCAUUACUUUGAGAGAAACAACCACAAAUGAGGUAAUUGCAAAGAAACAACAAAUUCUCAUUGAAAGUCUGUUGAAACGCAUUCAACUGGAUGUACCCAAAGAUUAUCCAAUACCAAAUACUCCAGAUUUAUAUGCAGAUUUAAUGAGAAAAAUGGAUGAUGAAAUUCAGCACUUACAAGAACGCAUGCAUGCUAUGACAGAGCAUCUAAAGGAUAUUAAAAAAAAUAUAUCUUAUUUAGAAAGCAAAAAAAUAGGAUUACAAAACAUGAAAGAAGCAUAUUUACUUGCAAUGGAGAAUGUUGCUAGUAAAACCUACGAGGAAGAAGUCAGGGUCACUAAUAAUUUACUUAAACUUGUAAAAAAAGACUUGCACACAGUUGUGAAUACUAUUUUCCCAGACAAUGAGGAAUUUCUGGAAAUGUUAGCGUGUCUAGCAGCAGCUUAUACUAGAGGUGGUGAUGAUCUUUACAUUAACAUAUUUCCUGAAACAUUACAAUAUGCCAAGUUUCUUGUUGAAGCAGAUAUAGCAGUAUAUCACCGAAACGACAAAAGUAAAAUUAGGCUAACUGAUUUACUGUAGCAUUAACUGUAUAUAAACUCACUUUAUCUUCUAACGUAUAAUACUAAAUAAAAAAAAGGUUAUGAAAUUAGAAAA